AUGUCCUCCACCCCCUCAUUACGAAGACGCAACGGCGUACUAGCCCUAUCCGCAGCUGCCCUUGUGACCACCUUCCUCCUAUACCUCCUCUUUCAUGACUCGCCUCUGUAUCCGCUUGACAAGGUCGACCUCACACUUCGCUUUCCUACGCUUUCCUCCGCUUUUCGCUCCUCUUCAACGCUCCCAUGGACGCGCCCAAUCUUGCCAGACUACUGCUCUCCCGGAUCUCCAGAAGAUUUCUGGAGCACAAGGUAUACAGAGGAGAACUUGAGCAUGGCGCGCUCGUAUAGUGGGAGCGGGACAAGGUUUAGACACCUGGUGGAGAAGGCGAUGCGAGGUGAGCCGGUGAAGAUGGGUGUGAUUGGCGGGUCUGUAUCAAGAGGUCGCAAUUCUGGGACACUUGGCCCUUAUCAUCAACGAAUAUUCCGUUUUUGGAACACAACUUUCUUCCCUCAUCCAGAGAAUUGGCUGGCAGAUGGCUCCCGUCCCGCCACGGGCAGCAGCUAUUUUAGCAUGUGCUGGGGUGAACAUAUCCCCCAAGAUGUGGAGCUAGUGUUUGUCGAGCUCUCGAUCAACGAUUACAGGACCACAGAAGCAGCAAGCAUCUGGGAAACCCUCGUCCGUUCGUUACUCGAGCUUCCUACAAAACCCACUGUCAUCGCAAUCAACUCAUUCGCACUACACGGGCGUAAUGGCAUCCGAAAUCCCACCCUUCCGUACCUACUCGCCAAUCCAGCACUGGAGGCUAGCUUGUUCGGUAGCGAAAAUGGGAUCGACCCCAAGCACAUCAACGAUGUGGGGCACCAGAUGGUGGCGGAUUUCACAACACAUUGGAUGAGGGACGAGAUCUGUAGGGUCAUGUCGGAGAGGGAUGUUCCUCCAGGCAGCGUAAGGAAAGUUGAAGACAAUUGGUGGACAGAACCCAUUGAUCUUGGUGCGGUUCCUCAUCUGCGAAUGACAGAACAGUGGCGGAAAGUGAACGACACAAUCCCGUCCCUUCAUCCAACAUGCAAGAGCACGAGUUCUCGACCUCCCCUGCAGCCGUCUAAAGGGGAGGAAUGGUACUUUGAAGAAGCGCCCGGUGACAAAUUCUACUGGAGUGCGAGCAAGCCCGGGGCAAAGAUCACGUUCGGGUUGGAUAUUGCGGAGGGAAGAGUUGGGAUGUUCUUUCUCAGGAGUAGGAAACAGUGGCUGGGGAACGUCAAGUGUUGGCUCGACGACAACGUGAAAGCUAGCAAGCUUGUAGAAGGGUGGUGGAAUAAAGACGAGAGCGUCAGCGACUAUGUGGCGUUGUGGAGCAAUGUUGCUUCGGGCAAACACAAUUUGACGUGCGAAGUCCAAACCACGACCAAAGAUCCAGGUGGUGGUCACGCUUUCAAGAUUAUCGGGCUCGCGACUGUGUAG
Messenger RNA from Dacryopinax primogenitus, 1404 nucleotides. RefSeq lists its product as uncharacterized. The transcript is spliced from 7 exons. The coding region runs from base 1 to 1404 and encodes 467 amino acids. NCBI's taxonomy places the organism in Eukaryota, Fungi, Basidiomycota, Dacrymycetes, Dacrymycetales, Dacrymycetaceae. The record is from RefSeq and is a predicted model, not a curated record.